CUUCUCCAUCUCCCCCUCUAUCUCGCUCUUCCUGUCCAGUUGGAGGCUAGAGGAGGUCCUGUCGUUGAGGUGGGGCUGAAAACUCAGAGUCCAGAGCCCAGGGAGAGUACUCUACAGCAGGGGGACAGAGAGCAGCAGAGGAGGCUGCUGGUUGACACCCACACGGCCGCCAUGGACAUGCGCUGCCGGCUGGAGCUCAGCGAGAAGGGCUGGGUCCGAGAGAAGUCUGAACUGCUGGAGAGAUUCAACUCUGAGAGGAAGGAGUGGGAGAGCCAGCUGGGAGACAUGCAGAGGAAGAUAGAGGAGAUGUACAACGAGGUGAAGGUGAGGCGUGAGGUAUCUGGGGAGGUGAGAGAACCUGUCGGAGAGAUUACAGAGGAAGUUACCCUGAGUGUCAGCGUACAUUCCACCAGCACAGGAUCCAGCAUGCUUAGCGACAACUCGACCUCCGACCCCCAAAGCAGCAGCAGCCAAUCAGAGCCCGCCAACCAACACUGCUCCUACCCCCGUCGUCACGGCAACGAUGACUUCGCCGCCCACAGAAACCGGGCGGAUCACCGUGGCAACAGAGGAAUCCCCCGUAACUAUGACGACUGUGUUGGUAACCAGGAAGUGGACAUGGCGGAACUGGAGGCCAUCCUGCGAGGGGUGAUGGGGCGAGGGGUUGACAGAGACUCUCCCUCUAAAGGGGGUAUGGUUAAUGUCCACCGCGCCUCCCACGGUGGACCUAGCGUAGGAGUAGCCCACAACACAGAGGUGAGCUCUGGGACAUGGAGUGACAAGAAGGAGAACACUACAGCCCUCAAUGCCGCCCUGAAGGAGAUAGCCCGUGUGAGUGAAGAGCUGUGUAGCUACCAGGAUGAGAUCGGGAGGAAGUCCGGAGGGGACAAGAGGGGUCGAACCGAGUCCGUGUAUUUCCCCGAGGUGGACCAUGUUACGACCAGAGAGAGAAUGGAGGAACCUGUCUUCAACCUGACGCAGCUGGUAGCUGACCUCCGGGCCCUGGAAGAGGAGAACUGGCUGUCCAUCAGGAAGGACCCCACCAGGGGCCCCAGUCACCUCAAGGACCCCACAUCCAAGCCCUCUGAAAGGGAGAGAGAAGCACCUCCGCUCCCCCCUCUGCUGGUUCCUCCUCCUAUCCCUCCUCGGACAACAUCGUGGUACCUCGCCAGCCCCUCCCCUGAACUACAACUACAUGUCCCAGAAUCCCUCAGUGGCUCAGGCAGGAAGUGCCACAGCCCCUGUCUCCUGUUAGACAGGAAGUGCAGCAGCAGCCCAUCGAUAGUGAGGAAGUUCGAGGCGAUGCUGCAGGAGAACGAGGGCAAAGUUCUGACGGAGGCGGGGUUUACCACCUGCGCUGUUCCCGCUAACUCCCACUGCAACGUGGGCUGCUGCCACAACCGCUGGUCCUGCGACGGGAGCCGCUUCGGCAGCAGCAAGUCGUCCACCUACGUACCUGUCCAGAAGAGCCUGUCUGAAGUCAACAUAGUGAGUGCUGCUGGGAGAGAGUUGAUGCACGACUACAGGCCCGUUGAGAACCCAAGAAGAGACUUGAUGCACGACUACAGGCCCGUUGAGAACCCAAGAAGCCCUGAGAGAGAGAGUCAUAUACAACCUGGAAACAAAGACCUAGCAGUUUCACACACCUUUCUUGACCUUACCUUAGAGUUACCCCCUCCAGGAUCCAACCCUCCAGGCUCCAACCCUCCAGGCUCCAACCCUCCAGGCUCCAACCCUCCAGGCUCCAACCCUCUAGGCUCCAACCCUCCAGGCUCCAACCUUCCAGGCUCCAACCCUCCAGGCUCCAACCCUCCAGGCUCCAACCCUCCAGGCUCCAACCUUCCAGGCUCCAACCCUCCAGGCUCCAACCCUCCAGGCUCCAACCCUCCAGGCUCCAACCUUCCAGGCUCCAACCCUCCAGGCCACAGUAGGAAUAAGAUGCUGGAACAGGCCACUGCUGAGUUUAACAGGACUCUCUUCCAGGCUGAGAUGGGUCGAGGGAUGGAGGACGAUGAGGUGGAGGACAGUUUUACCUCAGCGGGUGUCUCUAAGGGGGGCAUAACAGACGGUACGACGGUAUGUGGCGAGGUCACACACGGGGUCACCAGGGAGACGAACUUUGACCUCCCGCCACGGCACACCACAGAGGUCAGACAAAAGAAGGUGAUCUGUGACAUCACAGCUCAGAAGCUGAGUUCAGGGAUCAAACUGAGCCAGGCUCUGCCCCCAUCUGACCCUCAUCCAGGGGUCACCGUCAGGACCUUUGACCCCCCUGCCAUCUCUGACCUUUCACCCCAACGCCCAGAAGUUACGUUUAGGAACAUGCCUUCUAACCCGGCAACACGCUGCCCUGAGGUCAAGCAGCCUACCCAGGCUACACAUCCAGCUCCAGGACCAGAGGUGAGUGCCAGUCCUAAGAGGGACAACAAGGCCCAAGGAGAGAGGCCUCAUUCAGUUAAGUCAUGGCCAGCACCCCAGCCUCCUACAAACCCUAGGCCAAGGCAGGUUGGGCAACCUGGGGGUCGCCCAACCACAACGCAGGACACCCCUAAACCUGGAUCUGUGGGCCCAGGACUCCGUGUGCCAGGUGUAAUGAGCGACCAGCCCUGGAAGCCCCUGACCCUGGCUGCUUUGCGUCCGUCUGAGUCCAGGUCUAAUUACGGCGCUGUGGAGAGGAUCCUGAAGAGCUAUGAGAACACUGCCUGGAGCCAGCGGUACCAGAACCAUACCCAACCCGCUGAGUCCAGCCCUAACCCUGGCUUCAGGCCCAGUCCUAACCCUGGCUUCAGGCCCAGUCUCAGCCCCAGCCCCAGUCCUAACCCUGGCUUCAGCCCCAGUCUCAGCCCCAGCCCUAACCCUGGCUUCAGCACCAGUCCUAACCCUGGCUUCAGCCCCAGUCUCAGCCCCAGUCCUAACCCUGGCUUCAGCCCCAGUCUCAGCCCCAGUCCUAACCCUGGCUUCAGCCCCAGUCCUAACCCUGGACCCAGCCCCAGUACUAACCCUUGCUUCAGCCCCAGUCCUAACCCUGGACUCAGCCCCAGUACUAACCCUGGCUUCAGCCCCAGACUCAGCCCCAGUCCUAACCCUGGCUUCAGCCCCAGUCUCAGCCCCAGCCCUAACCCUGGACCCAGCCCCAGUCCUAACCCUGGACUCAGCCCCAGUCUCAGCCCUGGUCCUAGCCCCAGACAGGAAGAGGAACUCAUGGAUCUUCUGGCGGAGAUGAUGGACAAGGAUUACUGGGAUCAGCCAGGCCCUGCCUCUGGACACUCCUCCCACACACACUCUCACCACAGCCAGCUGUCCAGCUCCCACAGAGGGACAAGGCUAACCAUGCAGGAGUGUAAAGUGUCUUCCAGCUCCUCAUCAGUCCAGAAGAAUUUCUCUCGUCCGGCCUGUCCAGCCAACCGCCGCCCUCCGUCACGCUGGGCUAGUUGCUCCACCUCUUCCUCCUCCUCCUCUUCCUCCACCCCUAUCAACCAGCCUUCAUCCGGCUCCGCCCACAAACACACCUCAUUCUCCUACUCAGCCUAUCACACGGAGACAGUCAUCAUCUGACCCCCAGCUGACCCUGUGUCUAAACCAAUAAGAUGCCUUUCGUUACUUUACGUACUCUUUUCUCAAUUCAUCCUUCGUUGAUUCCUUCACAUCGAAGGCCCGAGUCCGGGUGGGGUGGGGGUGACCUUAGACCUUCUCCUCCAAUAUGGCUGUGAAGAAGGUGACGAUGAACUGAGAUAGAACCUGGCUCAAACCUGCCUCUUCCUCCAUCACCUCUGUACCAACAACCAAGACUGUUAUUACUACGACCAACCAGACGAUCAGGAGCUUUAGCUUGUGGACCAAUGGAGAGUUAGUUCACCGAUCAUCUUUAGAAUGUAAUCUCAUCGACCAUGUGGGAGGAGACGUUUCAUCUGUUCUACUAGAGGAACUCCAGGAUCCCCAAUGCUGACUGUACCUCUGUGGCUUAGGCUGCAUCCCCAAUGCUGACUGGUACCUCUGUGGCUUAGGCUGCAUCCCCAAUGCUGACUGUACCUCUGUGGCUUAGGCUGCAUCCCCAAUGCUGACUGUACCUCUGUGGCUUAGGCUGCAUCCCCAAUGCUGACUGUACCUCUGUGGCUUAGGCUGCAUCCCCAAUGCUGACUGUACCUCUGUGGCUUAGGCUGCAUCCCCAAUGCUGACUGUACCUCUGUGGCUUAGGCUGCAUCCCCAAUGCUGACUGGUACCUCUGUGGCUUAGGCUGCAUCCCCAAUGCUGACUGUACCUCUGUGGCUUAGGCUGCAUCCCCAAUGCUGACUGGUACCUCUGUGGCUUAGGCUUGCCUCCUAAAUGGCACCCUAUUCCCUAUAUAGUGCGCACUACUUUAGACCAGCACCCAUAGUGCCAUAGGGUGCUUUCGGGUCAAAAGUAGUGCACUAAAUAGGGAAUAGAGUGCCAUUUAGGAGGCAAAUAUAUUCAACGCCAUUCACUUUACGUACUCUUUAACUUUACAUGUUGCAUAAUAAUUACAGUAUUACAGAAUAAAUGUUUGUUAUUUUUUACUUUAUAAUAUCAGAUGGAUUACAUUAAAACAGUCCUGUUUCUUCAUAUUUACCAAAAGGUGUCUACAACUUCUCUUAAAGAAAAAAAAGGACUGACGAGUUUCGAUGCUUUUUAUUUUGAUUGGACAUCGCUGGCUGUUGUCGGGCAAGAUAGCUGACUAGCUCCUUGUGUGUUUGUUGGGGGGGAGGGGCCAUGCUUAAAGGGGCAAUCUGCAGUUCAAACAAAAACAUUUUACUAAUAGCAGAAUUACCCUUUUUAUUUGAUUGGACAUCGCUGGCUGUUGUUGGGCAAGAUAGCUGACUAGCUCCUUGUGUGUUUGUUGGGGGGGGAGGGGCCAUGCUUAAAGGGGCAAUCUGCAGUUCAAACAAAAACACUUUACUAAUAGCAGAAUGACCCUUUUUUUUUUGUAAGUAUUUGUUUUUGUUUUGUUUUAACAUGAUGAAAUGGACAACGAGCCCUUUUCUACUGGUGGUCACUGUAACCGAUGGUUACCUACCCGGUCCCUAUUGAGUAAUACUACAGUCUGUUGAAUCAACGAGGUGGUGACCUCAUCACACAUGACUAUAUCAUGAACGUGAUGCCUUUGCUGUUCUUAAUUUGUGUAAUAAAUGUAGCUACAUAUU
Salvelinus namaycush (lake trout) is the source of this 5159-nucleotide messenger RNA. RefSeq names its product SOGA family member 3a (gene mtcl3a). The transcript has 5 exons. NCBI's taxonomy places the organism in Eukaryota, Metazoa, Chordata, Actinopteri, Salmoniformes, Salmonidae. The record is from RefSeq and is a predicted model, not a curated record. The annotation marks the transcript as partial.